Opisthorchis viverrini is the source of this 3283-nucleotide messenger RNA. RefSeq lists its product as hypothetical. The record is from RefSeq and is a predicted model, not a curated record. The transcript is spliced from 12 exons. Gene Ontology annotation, cellular component: extrinsic component of mitochondrial inner membrane. Gene Ontology annotation, biological process: ubiquinone biosynthetic process. The coding region runs from base 1 to 2070 and encodes 689 amino acids. Gene Ontology annotation, molecular function: kinase activity. NCBI's taxonomy places the organism in Eukaryota, Metazoa, Platyhelminthes, Trematoda, Opisthorchiida, Opisthorchiidae.
AUGUCCGUGAGCGAAUGCUCUGGUACUAUUUUGUUACCCGAGGUUUCAAGACCGCAGAAGAAAAUCGAUAAAGGAGUUAAGGAGGAAGCGGAACAGAACCGUCUUCGUGACGCAUCAGGGGUCUUUGGAGGACUCAGGAUGAUUUUGCGUGCUUCCGUCAAGGAUCAGAUGAAUGAGACAGCUUAUUAUUGGCAGCACUCUACUGUUCGCGAGAGUCUGCGCGAGCUUGGUUCCAGCCAGUUUACAAUAUCUCCUUCUGACGUAUAUAAGCUUUGCGUCUAUUUAUUGGACAGAGCUCAACUGAUGGGCAAACAAAAUGUGAUCCUUUUGCGAAGACUACUGCAGUCAUGUCGUUCCUCUUCCGGAUGCAUUCCUGACCCUGACUUGCCAGUCAACAGUCAAGUACCAUCCGGGAAAACAGAUUUUGAUGAGUCAUCUGCAAUCCCACCCUUAUCCGUUGACCCCAAAUUAUCCAACCUUACUAUGUCAAACACAGUGAGAAAUCCUACGGCCACUAUACCCACUCCGCGUCCUAUGAGUGAAACCAUUGAAACACCCACGGCCUCCCGGGUAACCGGUCACUUUUGCGCAACUAAACUCUCAUUUCAGCAACUGAGUUCGGCUAAAGCGCGGCGUGUCCCCUCUUCUCGUAUUGGUCGGAUUGCUGGAUUCGGAAAUCUGGCUAUCGGACUGGGUCUUGGCGCAGCCACCGAAUGGACAAAGAGGAAAAUUGGUUAUGGUGACUCACCCACUUUAGCUGGCGAGAUCAACAACCCAUUCCUUACGGAUGCUAAUUUGGAACGUAUCGUGGAUACUCUCUGUCGUAUGCGCGGUGCCGCUCUCAAGCUCGGUCAGAUGCUAAGCAUUCAAGAUGAAAAUACUAUCCAUCCCAAAGUUCAGAAAAUUUUUGAGAGAGUCAGGCAAGCGGCUGAUUUUAUGCCGGCGAAGCAGAUGCACAAAGUAAUCACUGCAUCACUCGGUUCGAACUGGUCCAGUCUUGUGGCGAAAUUCGAUGAGCGCCCGUUCGCCGCAGCUAGCAUCGGUCAAGUGCAUCGUGCUGUACUUAGUGAUGGCAGGGUAGUCGCAAUGAAGAUCCAGUAUCCUGGCGUGGCGGACAGCAUCGAUGCAGACAUUAAGAACCUGAUGACACUCUUGAACCGAUUCGACAUCUUACCGCGUGGUCUCUUUGCCGAACAGGCGGCCAAUGUUGCAACUCGGGAACUAAGGGAGGAAUGCAACUACAUACGCGAAGCCUCCUAUUGCAAACAGUUUGCCUCGUUGUUGGCCGAUGAUCCCGUGUUUCAGGUGCCUGCUAUCGUUGAUGAGUUAACCACAGACCGUGUGCUCACAGCCGAAUUCAUGGAGGGUCUAGUGCUGGAUGAUUGUUGUACAUUGCCACAAGAUGUCAGAAAUUGGAUUGGUGAACAGGUGCUCCGCUUGUGUCUGAAAGAGCUGUUUGUUUUCCGGACAAUGCAGACUGACCCUAACUGGUCUAACUUUUUGUACAAUCCGAAAUCCGGGAAAAUUGUUCUCCUGGACUUUGGAGCUUCCAGAGAAUUCAAAAAGACAUUCAUCGAUGUGUAUAUUCGUCUGAUUCACUGUGCAGCCGAAGGCGACCGCGAGGGUAUUCUGCAUUAUUCCCGAGAACUGGGUUUUCUGACAGGCUACGAGAGCAAGCGACUGAAAAAUGAGGUGGCCUGGUGCACCACAUUCAGUUGCCUGGAAACAUCAAAACCGGGAGAUGCAGCUGGAUUCCAGGUAAUGUUACAAGCUCAUGUGGAUGCAGUUAGUAUCCUAGGCGAAGCAUUCGCCUCUCCUGUUCCAUUCGAUUUCGGUCAUCAGUCUACGACUCGUCGAAUCAACCGUCUUAUCCCCGUCAUGAUCGAACACCGCCUUACCCCUCCUCCAGAAGAGAGUUAUUCACUCCAUCGCAAGAUGUCUGGCUGCUUUCUUUUGUGUGGAAAAUUGAAGGCCGAGGUCAACUGUCGUCCCCUGUUCUACCAGAUUUGGAACAACUAUGAAUUCAAUAACGUUGAAUCGGCGACCAAUUAUUCAUCACAACAGCCUUAGCUUUUGUGUUUGUGUAUAGCCUCGAUAUAUGUAGUUAAUACAUUCUGAUCCCUUCUGGUCUUUCUUCUCAGUAGUUAUUCAGAGACUGAUAGAAUGGUUUUUCUACACCAUCCACAUACUUUCAUUUUAGGCGGAGUUUGAUGAUGGUUUCCUGCCGACGCGCCGAUUCACCUUCCUUGGGUCAAGAUGGUGAUUCGGGACAGCAACUGUCUCCUGAUCAGUGGCACACGAGUGGUGACUACGCCGAAGAAGAGACAGAGGAUGCACCACCAGUCUUAGUUGGCUAUGUGCCACUAGGUAGUGAAGUCCUUCAUACACUGGAUGCUGGAGAUAAUGAAAGCGAUGGAGAUGAGCAGGUCAUUACUUAUACGGAACACUUGACCGUGCAUCGAGAAGAAAUUGAGACUACCAAUUCUCCAGAUCCCGUUGCAGAGGCAAGCGGUAGUAUCAUGGACUUGGAUGUUGAUCAGCUUCUCCUUGCUCAGCUUCAACGAUCUGAUUUUGAACUUUGUGGUGGAGCUGGAGACGCGUCACUAUACACUGACCCCUUGCCUGAUUCUACUCAAACCACUUUGUGGAACAGGACCGAGCGCUCAUCUGACGACCGCAUAACAAUGGAUAGUGAAAAGGUCCAAGAGAUACGCGCUUGCAUGUCAAGGUUCUCGUUACCUCCAAGUGGUUUCCCGGAUUGGGCCAGAGAGAUUCCGGAAGAACUUUGGACUAAACAAUUAAUAGAACGGCUAAAGGGGAAGCACGCACAUCACGGAAACUGAAACCAUAUCUACUGGUGGAAUUUGCACCAAUCUGUAUUUAUACUUUCGAGACUUGGACUUCAAUCCUAUUUGCAUUUGACUUCAGUCACUUUUUUGUGUUAUUUUCCAUGGCACCGGAUAAAUCGUUUCAUUCUCUAAAAUGAAUUGUUCUAACGCGCUUUUGGAUUCGCACUUUGCAUGGCGAUCAUGCGUAAAAAUACUAUUAUAGGCGGUCACUUUCCUUCAUUGCAUCGAUUACCGGAAAUUGUCGUAUUAGUGUGGAGCCCAGUAGAAGUCACUCGAACUCUACAUGUAGUCUAUCGUCAGUCGCGUGACUGUUUGUUCCUAUCUGUCCACUUUAUGGAUUUAAGCUACACUGAGCGAUAGUUUCUUCAUAACGUAUCUAUUGUCCCCUCAUGAGUGCCAGAAAUUCAAGGCUGUUUGUAUCCACUGUUUUCUCU